This is a messenger RNA of Oncorhynchus gorbuscha (pink salmon), 946 nucleotides long. RefSeq names its product malignant T-cell-amplified sequence 1-A. Gene Ontology annotation, molecular function: RNA binding. Bases 249 to 794 code for a protein of 181 amino acids. NCBI's taxonomy places the organism in Eukaryota, Metazoa, Chordata, Actinopteri, Salmoniformes, Salmonidae. The record is from RefSeq and is a predicted model, not a curated record. Gene Ontology annotation, biological process: formation of translation preinitiation complex. The transcript has 6 exons.
GGAAGGACUCAUCUUUAAAAUAUUCGAAUGGGGCCUUCGGGUUCGGAGCCUGCCGUAUUUCGUUCGAAACUGUCGCAUGCAUGUCGCAAGUUGACGUCACUUGCUGCCUAUAAACUGCGAAACAGGCGUGGGGAGACUAUUGAAUUGAAAUACAUGUUAUUGGAUUUUUGUUCAUCAAAGUCAAACAUCAAGCAAAAAUAAUAGACUUGUCUAGGUAGAGAAGAACACAGUAAACGCGACCAACGAGGAUGUUUAAGAAAUUUGAUGAGAAGGAAAAUGUUUCCAACUGUAUUCAGCUGAAGACCUCUGUAAUCAAAGGCAUCAAAAACCAGCUGUUGGACCAGUUUCCAGACAUUGAGUCAUGGCUCAACCAUAUCAUGCCAAAAAAGGACCCUGUCAAAAUAGUGCGAUGCCAUGAACACAUUGAAAUCUUGACGGUGAAUGGAGAAUUGCUCUUCUUCAGACAAAGAGAAGGACCGUUCUACCCAACCCUCCGACUGCUGCAUAAGUACCCCUUUAUUCUUCCACACCAACAAGUAGACAAAGGGGCCAUCAAGUUUGUCUUAAGUGGAGCCAAUAUCAUGUGUCCUGGAUUGACGUCCCCAGGCGCCAAACUCUACCCCUCUGCCUCAGAAACAGUAGUUGCCAUAAUGGCGGAGGGCAAGCAACAUGCCCUUUGUGUCGGAGUCAUGAAGAUGUCUGCAGAAGACAUAGAGAAAGUCAACAAGGGAGUAGGAGUUGAAACUGUUCACUAUCUUAAUGAUGGACUGUGGCACAUGAAGACGUAUAAGUGAGAUGUCUUCACCAACCCCCCUGGACAACGUGAAGCUCUUGACAGUGAGGCUGCCAGUCAAUUGUUUACACCAAUGGACUUAGCUGUGUAACUAGCUGGAGGCUUUGAACCAAUCCCCAAUUAAUGCACAAAUAAACACCUGCAUUCAAGAUA